This is a messenger RNA of Callorhinchus milii (elephant shark), 2529 nucleotides long. It is a transcript of the gene hnrnph1l, whose product is annotated as heterogeneous nuclear ribonucleoprotein H1, like. Gene Ontology annotation, biological process: regulation of RNA splicing. Gene Ontology annotation, molecular function: RNA binding. Bases 249 to 1655 code for a protein of 468 amino acids. NCBI's taxonomy places the organism in Eukaryota, Metazoa, Chordata, Chondrichthyes, Chimaeriformes, Callorhinchidae. Gene Ontology annotation, cellular component: ribonucleoprotein complex; nucleoplasm. The record is from RefSeq and is a predicted model, not a curated record. The transcript has 11 exons.
UUUCUGUUUCCUGCCGGCGGAAGGUUCCAUCCACGCGCUCGGAGGAGGAGGAGAAAAAGAAAGGAGACGCGGCGCCAACCGACACGAUCCGGCCGUUGGUUCCCCAUCCGCCUUCCCUCCCUCCGCGCCUGCCAGUUGCGAACGAAGCCGUCCAAGGCCUGAGACGAGCGUCCCUGAUCGGACCAAGUCGGACACCAACGCUCUUCACCAGAUUUUUAAAGAGACUAUUAUAGCGUCUAAAAGCAGUCAUGUCUAGUUCAGAAGGUGAAGGAUUUGUUGUCCGUGUUCGAGGAUUGCCUUGGUCUUGUGCUCCUGAUGAAGUACUGAACUUUUUUUCUGACUGCAAAAUCUUAAAUGAUGCUUCUGGAAUACAUUUUACAUACACUAGAGAAGGUCGUCCUAGUGGAGAAGCUUUCAUUGAAUUGGAAUCUGAAGAUGAAGUUAAGAUUGCUUUGAAAAAAGACAAAGAAAGCAUGGGUCACAGAUAUGUAGAAGUUUUUAAAUCCAACAACAUUGAAAUGGACUGGGUUCUGAAACACACUGGCCCCAACAGCCCUGAUUCCUCAAAUGAUGGUUGUGUUCGCCUUAGGGGCCUGCCAUUUGGAUGCAGUAAGGAAGAAAUACUACAGUUUUUUUCAGGGUUGGAAAUCGUGCCAAAUGGGAUAACAUUGCCGGUGGACUUCCAGGGGAGGAGCACGGGGGAGGCCUUCGUGCAGUUUGCCACACAGGAAAUAGCUGAAAAGGCUCUAAAGAAACACAAGGAAAGAAUAGGGCACAGGUAUAUUGAAAUUUUCAAGAGCAGCCGGGCUGAAGUGCGCACCCACUAUGACCCUCCCAGGAGACCAAUAUCUGGUCAACGGCCAGGUCCUUAUGAUAGACCAAUGGGAGGGAGAGGUUACUCCAGUCGAUUGGGGCCUUAUGAGAAGAUGAGGCGUUCUGCUUAUGGUGGUGGUUAUGGCAGCUACGAUGACUACAAUGGUUAUAAUGAGGGAUAUGGCUAUGGUUCCGAUCAUGGAUAUGGAAGAGAGAGGGGUAAGUGUUUCUGUCUUUCAGUUGAUGAUGCGAUGAAUGCGGGUUGUUCAAAAACUAAUUGGAUUAUGUAUUUUAAAGGAAUGUCUGGACAAGGAUAUGGAAACACCAGUUCUGGCUUCCAUAGUACAACAGGCCAUUGUGUACACAUGAGAGGACUGCCUUUUCGGGCUACAGAAAAUGAUAUCUGUAAUUUUUUCUCACCACUCAACCCAGUCAGAGUGCACAUAGAGAUUGGAUCAGAUGGCAGGGUGACUGGGGAGGCCGAUGUGGAGUUUGCUACUCAUGAAGAUGCUGUGGCUGCCAUGUCAAAGGACAAAGCGCAUAUGCAGCAUAGGUAUGUCGAACUCUUCUUGAAUUCCACAUCUGGAGGCAGCAGUGGCAGUUAUGCAAGCCAAAUCGCAGCACUGGGCAGCCAAUCAAGUUAUGGUAGUCCAAACAGCCAGGCGUUGGGUACUGGAUAUGGAGCAUAUGGCAGUCAGGCUAGCCUGAGUGGAUACGAAAAUUAUUUUACCAGCACCCAGGGUGGAAUGAAUGGCAGCUACUUUGGAAGCGGAAGCCGAGGAUCUAUGGGGAUGAAUGGCAUGGGUGGGAUGUCGAGCAUGAGCGGGGCUUGGGGGAUGUAAAUUUUCACUAUCAGACCGAUGCAAUGACCAGCUUCAAAAAAGUCAUUUAUGCUUAUUAAAUGUGAAUUUGGCAUAUGCAUUCCUUUCAUUAUGGUUAGAAUUCAGCAUAAGGCUUUUCCUGGGUUGGGGGAAGAUUCUGGGUGCUGCCAGUUGUUCACAUGGUUUUGUUUCAGAGACUUAACGUCUAUUGUGUACGAUUUUCAUACAGUGGUUACUGUACUCUGCAUGUCAUAUCAACCUCAUUACACAGGUUCUGUGACCUGCUUCUGCAGGCUUAUUGAUAUAAGUGCAUUGUUAAGUACACAAAAUGCAUUGGUGCCAGAAUAGUUAGUAAAUUGCAUGUUCAGUCGUGCAUUUUCUACCUUUGGUCCAUGUAACAUUUUAUGUCCACUUUUGGGGGGAGGGGGAAAGAACCUAUUGAGUUCACUUUAAUUGGCUUGUGGUGUAGUCUCCUGGUUUAUUAUAUAAAAAAAUGUAAAAAAAAUUGUGUAUUAGUGCAUUACAUGUGUAACAAUUCUCUGAAACUUGAACAUGACAAAAAAAAUCUAUAGACACUGGCAUAAAAGUGUAAACAGAUCGAACAAUUAUGUACUUACAUUUGUUGCUUAACUUCCUUUUUUUUAUAUUUGUGUCUUGAGAAAGCAAGCCUGUUUUUUUCUUUUUAGAAAGCCAAAAUGAAGAGAAGCAUCUGGUGGUGCUUUGUAAGGCAAAGUAGAAUUUUAAUGUAGUUUUGUUUAGAAUUAUAUUCUAGGGAAUGGUCCCAUGGUCUCGCUCACCAUCUGAGACCUUACAGUACACAAGUCAUUUUUGGUCAUAUUUGUAUGGUGCAAAGUGAAAAUAAAACUCAUUAAAGCUUUGCCAUUUUUAAUAGUGA